Messenger RNA from Fonsecaea nubica, 1689 nucleotides. RefSeq lists its product as hypothetical. The record is from RefSeq and is a predicted model, not a curated record. The transcript has a single exon. Lineage: Eukaryota; Fungi; Ascomycota; Eurotiomycetes; Chaetothyriales; Herpotrichiellaceae. The coding region runs from base 1 to 1689 and encodes 562 amino acids.
AUGAAGCCACAAUGCCAGCGUUGCCUACGGCGCGGUCGAAUCUGUGAUGGAUAUGUCGAGGUUGCAACGAAACGUGAAAAGACGGAAUCCUUCACGUUUGUCAAUUACCUAAACCACGGACCGUCGUUGUCUGAAGCCCUUUUCCUACAAGACACACGACAACGACGGGCGUUCGAAUUCUACCAGCUGCGAUCGUCUCUGGAACUGUGUGGUCCUUUUCAGGAAGAGACGGAAGUCUGGAACAGGCUGCUACUGCAGGCCGCCUACCAUGAACCCGCUAUCCGCCAUGCUGUCUGUGCUCUAGGAGGCUUUCACCAAGAAUAUGAAGAUGAGGCUUUGCAUGCUUCGGGGUUUUUGAAGACUGGCCUGGAGCAAUACUCGUCCGCGAUCAAAGCUCUCGUCGCAGCAAACGAGGACCUGAGAUGCAUGGAGGUGACCUUGAUAGCUUGCAUCGUGUUCACGUUCUGCGAGCUUCUACAGGGACAUCUCGGCUCAGCCAAGGCUCAUGUGCACAGUGGUUUGAGACUCCUCGACACGUAUGGAGCCGUCUCUAGAGAACUGGACCGAGCCGAAGUCACAAAUGCUAAUCAACAGCGACCAUACUUUCCGCUCUCCAUCCUGACCAUUCUGUUUAGACGCCUGGAACGCCAGCUGGCAGAAAUCGGGCAACAAACUGUGCAUACAGCUCGCCACUCUCUGGGUGGUCUGCAUCCCCAUCUACCAGUUCGGUUUCAGUCCAUAUCAGCUGCCACUGAAUCCCUCGAAAUCAUCGUGGAUCGGCUCACCGGAGUGACACUGGAAGCGACCACUAAACAACUGGACAAGUCUUCUAGUGAGAUGGCAGCGUUACGUGACACCUGGUACUUGCCACUUUCGCAACAACUCGAUCAUUGGAAAAAGGCCUUUGAUAGGAUUUCAUCUCCAGACUCGACACGCAGUCCAGCCCGAGCGAGUCACCACCGUGAAGCAGCUCUGAUUCUCCGACUCUGGUACCUUGUGAGCCGCCUCUUUCUACUGCUAGAUUCUCCGAACGAGGUCAUGGACUAUGAUGGAUGCAUGCCGAUAUUCCAGUCCAUGGUCGAUGUUGCUGAAGAAUUGCUGCAUGUUCAGAACACUGGCGCACGUGAAUCGACAGUAUCGACCACCAAGUCGCGGAAACGCAAAAAGACACCGGCUCCCAUCAUUGAGGCAUUUGUGGUCCUUAAGCCCAAAUGCGACCCAUGUGAACUGGAACGUGUUGAGCACGAAGACUUUGGCACAUUACGGCCGUCAUACUUCUCCCGUCUACCGAUCUUGAAGAAAGCGGUUUUCACAUGCACGGCCUUGUCCCCAGUACCUCCAGUUUUUUUGAUCGCCACUCGAUGUCGUGAGCCAAAGUUACGACGUCAGGCAUUACAAAUUCUGUCCAAGCUCAAUCGGCGUGAUGGUUUCUGGGACUCAAACCUGGCUGCCGUAUGUGCUGAAGCCAUCUUGUACUCGGAGGAGCUUCACACCACCGAUUUGCACGACCACAGAGGGAAACGCGGGAUUCUCAUUGAAACUGGAUCUGCGCAGAAAAUUCCCGUUACUGCUCGAAUAUACGGCAUCCAGCCACGAUUUGGUCAAGGGAGAUCAUUGACUUUGGAGUUUUUGAAAGCGUCACCGCAGGCCAAAAUUGAGCAGCAUUCGGAAAUGAGUCUCCAAUAUUAG